This is a messenger RNA of Homalodisca vitripennis (glassy-winged sharpshooter), 2356 nucleotides long. Its product is annotated as piggyBac transposable element-derived protein 3-like. The coding region runs from base 313 to 2193 and encodes 626 amino acids. Lineage: Eukaryota; Metazoa; Arthropoda; Insecta; Hemiptera; Cicadellidae. The record is from RefSeq and is a predicted model, not a curated record. The transcript has 3 exons.
GUGAGAACUAGAAUAGAUAACCUCCUGAGACCCAGGGAUUUUUGUUGUUUUUUCUAAUUAACUCCUAAGUGACUAAUACUAGGCCAUUAACUACAACUCAGUUGAGUCCUGAGCGUAAACUGAUGUAUACUUAAACAAAUUCCUGAGUGCCUAGUAUUAGUCACUUAACUUCAAAAUUCUCUCCAUGGCUUGCUGGUUAUCAGACUGCCCCAUAGGGGGUAGCACUGUACAGGUUAGAAUGUUCCUUGUUGAUGUAGUUCCUCAACUCACCGCUAGGGUGCGUCAGUGUGACACAGCAUUGAAACAAACAAGAUGGCAACACCACCCAGAAAAUCAUCCUCUACAAAUCAACGAUUGACACCAAGAAAAAUCAAUGCUUGUCUGUUUGGGACUGAUGAUUCUGAGAUCGAGGAUUUCAAUGAUGAAGAAAAUGAAGAUAAUGUCCUCAGUGCCAGCACAAGAGAGCAAUCUUUAUUUCAAGCGAAUUGGAGUGACAAUACUGACAGCGACCCUGACUAUCAUCCCUCAACUAGUGACAGCGAUAACGAACCCACAACAUCAACAGCAGUAAAGAAAAAUCAACUAGCCAAAAGGAAGAAAAAUACUAAACUGCAACCACCAAUCAAGAGAACAAAGAACAUACCUACUGCCGAACCAUGGAGAAAAGGCAUUUUUUCUCCUGAUCCUGUGACUCUUCACGAACCUUCGUAUAUACCACUGGACUGUACGAAUUGGAGUAAUGAGAAGUUUGUUGAACUAUAUUAUGAUGAUGAUAUUCUUUUACAAUUUGUGGAGAAAAGCAACCAGACUUAUGUACUUAAGACAGGUAAAAGUUUGAACUUAUCUUUGAGAGAAUUCAAAGUUUGGUUGGGAGUAAAUUUUGUAAUGUCAUCCCUACAGUUGCCCCAAAUACGUAUGUAUUGGGACAAGGAAUGGAGAGUUGCUGUAGUUGCUGAUCAUAUGUCUAGGGACAGGUUUUUUCAAAUAAGAAAUUCACUAAAAAUUGUCUUUGAUGAUGACAUUAAUGAAGAGCAAAGGAAAGCCGAUAGGCUAUGGAAAAUAAGACCACUGAUUGACCGUGUUUUGUUAGGAUGCUUAAAACAAACCAGAAAUCAACACAUCUGUAUAGAUGAGAUGAUGAUACCCUUCAGUGGCACAAGUGACUUAAAACAGUACAUUCCCAACAAGCCCAACCCCUUAGGAAUUAAGGUAUUUGUUUUGGCUAAUCCUACUGGGAUUAUAUGUGACUUUGUGGUUUACCAGAAUCAGACCACCUUUACUCAAGAUAUUGCUGGAAGCUUUUGGCAAUGUGAGUCUGCCGUUCUUUAUCUAACUCGGUCUUUAGUUCCUGGUCAUGUCAUUUACAUCGACAGAUAUUUUAAUACUGUACGAUUAGCUGAAGAACUUCUUAAUCGUGGAAUUAGAUGCUCAGGGACUUUAAGGAAGGAUAGGCUUCCCCAGGAUAAUGAUCUUCCUGACGACAAGAUUUUUAAGAAAAGCCAAAGUAGGGGUUCAGCCACUGUCAGUGUUCGCGCCGAUGGUGCGAUAGCAUUAACAAAGUGGCUGGAUAACAAAUCCGUAACUAUGAUCUCAACUAAUGAGUCCGUUGAGCCCAUGUGUGAGGUUAAAAGGUGGUCAAAGGCUGAGAAGAGGUAUAUUCAAGUGUCCCAACCAAGUGUGGUGCAGUCAUACAACAAAAAUAUGGGAGGGGUGGAUUUGAUAGACAGAAUACUAUCUUAUUGCCCUUCGAGAUCUAGAACUAAAAAAUGGACAGUUAGAUGUUUAUUGCACUUUUUUGAUGUAGCCCUAGGAAAUGCAUGGCUUCAGAUGAGGGAGAUUAAGAAAUCGUCAGGAGUAUCUCCCAAGGACAUUGUUCAAUUCAGGCAUUUCAAGUUGGAAUUAGGUAAAUCCAUGAUUGAGAAGAAUAGUGUUCGUCUGGAUGUUGAUGAAAAUGGGGAUGAAGAUCAAGGACACCAAGAAGAAGGAUUUUUGGAUCGUAGGAAGAGUGCGGGCCCAUGUUUAGAGAAAAGACUGCAAGGCGCCACCCACUUACCGGAGGUGACAAAGAAAAUCCAAAAGAGGUGUGCUCUUCCAAAGUGUUUAAAAAAAUCUACUGUUUUUUGUACACAGUGCAAAGUUUAUCUUUGCCUUGUAGAUGGAAGGAACUGUUUUGCUAAAUACCACACAAAGUAAUUUGAGGGUCAUGAUUUAAAAAUCCUAAUUAACUUAGUAUUUUUAAUUAACUCAAAAAUCAACAGAAACCAUGGAAGUCUGAUUACGAUAGCUCAGUGCAGUAUUUUUAAUUCUUUUGUACUCAUGUUAAUUGACACUCAAUAAAAUAUAUGGUUUAACUGGA